Anguilla rostrata (American eel) is the source of this 2735-nucleotide messenger RNA. RefSeq names its product leucine-rich glioma-inactivated protein 1-like. Gene Ontology annotation, biological process: myelination. The transcript has 8 exons. Gene Ontology annotation, molecular function: protein binding. The record is from RefSeq and is a predicted model, not a curated record. Bases 532 to 2163 code for a protein of 543 amino acids. Lineage: Eukaryota; Metazoa; Chordata; Actinopteri; Anguilliformes; Anguillidae.
UAAAAGUGUUUACCAGCGCAGCGACGGUAGGAGUAGCCAAUUGCAGCGUCGUUGAUUAAUUUAUGAUAGGGUAGUCUCCGUAGUUUUACCAGUGAUUCACUGGGUCGCAGUUUGAGGCAUAGGCCUACUGUGCUCAUAACUACUGUCAGUUCUAACAUUGGGAGCAUUGUCUCGUCCAGUUAAUCUGCCCAUUUGUCUUUGGAAUACAGUUUUGAUGCAAUGCCAAUUGGUAUUUUCCCUGGGUAUUAUUGGUUCGUAUGUUUCCGUUACAUCUCCUUUUAUUCCACCCAGUCACUGGACUAGAGCGCCUCGCAGAACGAAUCGCUUUGGAUGAACGCCGGGUUACAGGGAAUAGGCUACAGCUCAGUUGCAGUCACUUCCACGGCAACGUGAGAAGCAAAUAUUGACGCGAAAAUUGAAGAAAAGGCUGGUUCGGCCGCUGAGAAACGAACAAAUAAAUUUACAACAGAGAAUCUGGUUCAUGUUCAGGAAUAUUCGACGCGCUGGUUGUUACCAGAGUGGGUCAAAAGGAUGGGAUAUGCCAACAAAAUCUUCAAAAGAUGCACUUUCUUGCUGUGGAUUUCUUCUGUUUUGCUUCUAGUUGAGAGUAAGAGAGCGAAGCAACCCCGAUGCCCCACGUCUUGUACGUGCACCAAAGAUAAUGCCCUGUGUGAAAAUACAAGACUGAUUCCUCGCAGCUUUCCUCCCGAUGUCCUUUCAUUAUCUUUUGUGAAGUCCGAAUUCAGCGAAAUCCCUGGAAGAAGCUUCAUUCACACCCCCGCCCUGCAUCUGCUUUUGUUUACAGCCAAUUCUUUGGAUUCUAUAAAUGAAGAUGCUUUCCUUGGUCUUCCUCAUCUGGAGUAUUUGUUUAUUGAAAAUAACAAUAUCAAGUCCAUAUCACCUUACGCUUUUCGAGGUCUAAAAUCUCUGUUACACUUGAGCCUGGCCCACAAUAAUCUACAGACUCUACCCAAAGAUGUUUUUAAGGGCAUGGAAGCGUUGACGAAGGUGGAUCUUCGUGGAAACAUCUUUAACUGUGACUGCAAACUCAAGUGGCUGGUGGACUGGCUGCAUCACACAAACGCUACAGUGGAUCAGAUGUACUGCAGUAGUCCUUCUCCUUACCAAGGGAAGAAAAUCAAUGACCUCGUGCCACAGUCCUUUGACUGCAUAACAACAGAAUUUUCUUCCUAUCAGUCACUGAAAUUUGAGUCCAUAUCAGUGGAGUCCUUUUCCUUUGCUGGUGAUGAAUAUGUAGUAUUUGCCCAGCCUUUCAUUGGAAAAUGCAGCUUCCUGGAGUGGGACCACGUUGAAAUGGUCUUCCGCAAUUAUGACGACAUUGACAGCACUUCGACGGUUAUGUGCAAACCCCUCGUCAUCGACAAGCAGCUCUUCGUCAUAGUGGCGCAGCUGUUCGGGGGCUCUCACAUUUACAAGCGAGACACCUCCGCCAACAAGUUCAUCAAGAUCCAGGACAUUGACAUUCUGAAGAUCAGGAAGCCCAACGACGUGGAGACCUUCCACAUCGACGGCGAGCACUUCUUCGUCAUAGCCGACAGCUCCAAGGCGGGCUCGACGACGGUGUACAAGUGGAACGGCAACGGCUUCUACUCGCACCAGUCCCUGCACCCGUGGUACCGCGACACGGACGUGGAGUACCUGGAGAUCGGCGGCAAGCCCCACCUGAUCCUGUCCAGCAGCUCGCAGCGGCCCGUCGUCUACCAGUGGAGCAAGAGCCAGAAGCUGUUCGACCGCCGCACGGACAUCCCCGAGAUGGAGGACGUGUACGCCGUCAAGCACUUCCGGGUCAAGGCCGAGCUCUUCCUCUGCCUCACCCGCUUCAUCGGCGACUCCAAGGUGAUGCGCUGGGACGGCUCCAUGUUCGGUGAGCUGCAGACCGUGCCCUCGCGCGGCUCCAUGGUCUUCCAGCCCUUCGCCGUGGGCGACUGGCAGUACGCCGUGCUGGGCAGCGACUUCUCCUUCACGCAGGUGUACCGCUGGGACCCCAAAAAGGGCCAGUUCGUUCACUUCCAGGAGCUGAACAUUCAGGCGCCCAGGGCCUUCUCCCCCAUCUCCAUCGACAACAGACAGUUCCUGAUGGCCUCCAGCUUCAAAGGGAAAACUCAGAUAUACGAACACCUUAUCAUUGACUUGAGCCAAUAGGUUUCGACGAGGCGUUACUAAGGAAACAGCAGGGAGGAUGGGCCUGCAGACUUGUCGUUGGAUUAUAUGCAUGAUAAAGUCCACUAAUAAACCAUCCAUAUGAAUGCCUGGCUAGAAAUGUCCAUCUUAAGUCACCAUCUAGUGCUUUUGAACUACUUUAUUGUUUUCAAAUGAAAGCCAUUCAUAUUCUCUGCAAUUAUACAUAUCUUUGCAAUUGCAUCUUUUGCUGAGUGAAAAGGAAGGAAAUGUACUUUUUAAUAUAUUUAUUAACCUAUUUGGAAGAGGAAGUAAAUCUGCCAAAUAAACUGUUUACAUUUUCUGUCUUACCAGUUGUACGCAAGGUUAUUUAUAAAUUAAGCUUUUGUAAAUAUGAGGGACCAUGCCAAUAGGAGAAUUAUUUGAUAAGGCGGUUGAUACCAUUUUAAAUUCAUAUUUGUAAAGUUAAAAAACUGACAUGUUGCAAUGCAAACUUAGAUGUUGUUGCGUAGAAAAUUAUUCUUGGCAACUUGGAUUUUUAUUGUUGCUUGUUUGUAUGAACUGUAUAGUACUAAUAAAAAUUACUAAUGAAACAA